AUGGGAAGGAUAAGGAAGAAUGUUGGUUGCACUACAGCGUCUCGGCCUGAAGGAAGCAGUACUCAUGCUGCACAACACCAUGAUGUCAUUGAAAGUUCUCCCGUGGAUAUUUAUAUUCAAACGAAAAGAAAGAAAUCUGUAUCCUCAGCAGUUAUGGAAGGAAUAUCGGAAUCUGCACAUGGUAAAAGACAAAGUGGUCAUGCUAAUAUAUAUGGCUAUCUCAACAGCACUGAUCAGUUAGAACAAUCCACUCAUUUCGGAAGUACCUCUGCCUAUAUUGCACCUACUUAUCAAGCGAAACUUUCUACCCAACUUCGUGGAAGCUCCACUUCAGCCAUGACAACUUCAACGAGGAUUGCAUCCAAAGAUAUCACAGAUUAUGGAGGAGUAAGUAAACCACAACAUCCAGGUAUCUGUGACAGAACAAUUGAACAAAACACUCAGCAGCCAGCAGAUUUAUCGUAUUUGAGACACAAUGGUAGCACGGCUACUGUGAAUUGUUCCAGACUUUGCAACAUUACCAAUUUAGCAACUAACCUUUCUCCCAAGCUUGAUAAUGCUGUUGGUGCAGACGAAGAUGAAGCGAAUGGUGACUCAGAUUGUGAGGUUGACGUCGUAGAUAUAAAUGAUUACGAUAACGUCGAUCUAUCCACAGAAGGCUAUAUUGAUGAAGGUGAUGCAGAUUAUGUGUGCCAUUAUUAUGGUGCUUUGAUGUGGUUUAACGAAAGGCUUAAGAGAGCUCCUUCCAAUGAAUAUCCUUUGUUCUCUAUUUGUUGCUGCCAUGGCAAAAUAUUGGUUCCUCUUAUGCAGCCUCCACCAGAAACAUUUCGUAAACUUUUCUUUGACAAAGAUAACCCACAAUCAAAGCGUUUUUUGUCAAAUAUAAGGGCAUACAAUAACAUGUUCUGUUUCACUUCAAUGGGUGGAAAGAUAAACCAUUCUAUUAAUAACACUGGAGCAGGUCCCUAUUCUUUCGUUAUGUCUGGUCAGAAUUACCACUUACUAGGAAGCUUGCUACCUCCUGAAGGAUCUCAGCCAGUCUACUCUCAGCUCUAUAUAUAUGAUACUGAAAAUGAAAUAUCUAACAGAAUAUCCGUUGUCAGGAAUUCAGAUCACAGUGAUAGGGUCUAUGAUAUGCCAACAGCAUCUGAGGUUGCUGCUUUACUGGUUGGAGACUUUGAUAGAUCAUAUUUCAAACGAGACAUAAUUGUUGAGAAAAGAGCUGGAGCAUUGCAAAGAAUUGAUGAAUUGCACAAAGCAUACAUUCCCCUGCAAUAUCCUAUUAUUUUUCACUAUGGAAAUAAUGGAUAUGAUUCAACCAUUAAACAUCGUGAAACCACUCUUACUCAGACUAAAAAGAGGAAGACUCUAACCCCACGGGAGUACCUAUCUUUUAGAUUGAUGGAUAGAAAUAAUGAGCAGUCUGUUUUGCUACACUCCAAAAGGCUACUUCAACAAUUCAUUGUUGACGGAUAUACAAUGGUAGAGAGUGAAAGACUCAAUUAUAUCCGUAAUCAUCAAAAAGAGCUACGGGUGGACAUGUACAGAGGUCUCACUAAUGCACUCACCAGGGGUGAGACAGAUCCAUCUCGCACAGGAAAAAGGAUUAUACUUCCAUCCUCAUUUACUGGGGGAGCCCGAUAUAUGGUACAAAACUAUCAAGAUGCAAUGGCACUAUGCAAAUUUACUGGUUAUCCUAACUUAUUUUUAACUUUCACAUACAAUCCAGCAUGGCCAGAAGUAAAGAGAUUCUGCAACAGGCAUAAAUUAAAUCCAGCUGAUCGACUAGACAUAUUAUGCAGAAUAUUCAAGCUGAAGCUUGAAGCGUUAAUGAAAAUCAUUAAGGAACAAAAAAAUUUUGGAAAAGUAAGAGCAGAAAUUUAUACUAUUGAAUUUCAGAAGAGAGGUUUGCCACAUGCUCAUAUUAUUCUAUUUCUAGAUCCUUCUGAUAAACCAAACACUCCUGAUGAUGUAGACAAAAUGAUAUCUGCAGAAAUACCAGAUAAAGAGAGAGAUCCAUUACUAUAUGAUCUUGUCAGCAAUUACAUGAUCCAUGGACCGUGUGGAGCUUCUAACAAGAGAUCUCCUUGCAUGAAAAAUGGGAAAUGCUCUAAGUACUUUCUCAAAAAAUUUGUUAACCAAACCUCGAUAGACGAGGAGGGUUACCCUACAUAUAGGAGAAGAAACGAUGGAAAGACUGUUAAUAGGAAGGGUAUUCCAUUGGAUAAUAGAUAUGUUGUUCCUUACAAUGCCACUUUGCUGAAGCUAUUUCAUGUCCACAUUAAUGUUGAGAAAACAAAUCAAUCAACUGCAAUAAAAUAUUUGUUCAAGUAUGUUAGUAAAGGAAACGAUCGAGUUGUUGCUGGCAUAUACAACAAUGAUCACUAUGACAAUGGAAACAAUGGUUUCGACGAGAUCUCUCAUUAUUUGAACUGCAGGUACAUUUCUUCCUGUGAAGGUGCAUGGCGUAUUUUUUCAUUUGAUAUCCAUCAUAGAUAUCCCUCUGUAGAGCGCUUGAGUUUUCACUUACAGGAUCAACAGGCUGUUUUCUAUUUAGACAAGGAAUCAGUUAGCUCAUUAGUUCACAGACCCAGAAUUAAGGAAUCAAUGUUUCUUGCAUGGAUGGAACGAAAUUUAGAUGAUCCAUUUGCCAGGACUUUGACAUAUGUUGAGUUUCCACAAUAUUAUACUUUUAACAAGCAAAAAAGAAUUUGGAAGUUUAGAGAAAAGGGAUUUGCGGUUGGGAGGUUAGCACAUGCAUCGCCCUCUCAAGGUGAAAUAUACUACCUUAGAGUACUAUUGACAAAAGUAAAGGGACCUCACAGUUAUGAGCAGAUAAGAACUGUAGAUAAUGUUGUCUACCCAACUUUUCGAUCUGCUUGCUAUGCUCUUGGAUUAAUUCAUGAUGAUCAAGAGUUCAUUGACACAAUAAAGGAAGCAUCAUUUUGGGCUACAGGAUGUUAUCUCAGGAGAUUCUUUGUGUCCAUGCUACUAUGUCAUUGCAUAUCACAACCACACCUGAUAUGGGAACAAACAAAAAAUCUCUUAUCUGAGGACAUGUUCUACGUACCUCGAAAUAACCCUAGGUCUGCAGAUUUAAACAUAAGUGAUGAUGACAAGCAACAGGCAUGCUUGAUUGAGAUUGAGAAGUUGCUACAGAUAAAUGGCAAAUCUCUCCAUGAUUACCCAUUAAUGCCAACGGCAAUAUCUACCGAGUAUUUUGAUAUCAGGAAUCAUUUGGUCCUUCAAGAAUUAAACUUUGACAGAGAUAUGUGUCAGAGAGAAGCGGAUAGAUUGGUAGCAUUACUGACAGAUGAGCAGAAUACUAUAUUCCAGCAAGUAAUGAAUGCAAUGAACCAUCCAAAUGAUGAGUUCUUUUUUGUGUAUGGUUUUGGUGGUACAGGAAAAACUUUCUUAUGGAAAGCACUCACUGCAUCAGUUAGAGCUCAAGGUGGAAUAGUGAUCAAUGUGGCAUCCAGUGGAAUAGCUGCAACCUUAUUACCAUCAGGUAGAACUGCACAUUCAAGAUUAGCAAUUCCAAUUGAUAUUAAUGAAGACUCCACAUGUAACAUAUCACAAAAUUCACCAUUGUGCGACCUCAUCAAAUUCGCAAAGUUGAUUAUUUGGGACGAAGCUCCAAUGGUCAAACGUUUUUGUAUAGAAGCUGUUGAUCGGACCUUUAAAGAUAUUAUGAAGUGCAACCAUCCCUUUGGAGGCAAAUGUAUUGUCAUGGGAGGAGACUUCCGACAAAUAUUGCCUGUGAUCCCGAAAGGUAGUCGUGCGGAUGUCAUCAAUUCAUGCAUCAACUUUUCUCAUUUAUGGUGUCAUUGCAAGUUAUUCCAACUUACAAAAAACAUGCGGUUAUCUACAAGUUCAUCCACAUAUGAUUCAAGGUUACAACAAUUUUCAAAUUGGCUUUUAGACAUCGGUGAUGGCCAGAUUGGAUUGCCUCAUGAUGGCAUGGCAGAGAUAGAAAUCCCAAAUGAUCUUCUAAUUCUAGAUUCUCAUGAUCAUCUUCAAUCAAUUGUGCAUGCCACAUAUCCUGAUCUAUUAGAUCAUUUGACUGAUUCAACAUAUCUAACUAAUAGAGCUAUUCUGGCACCAACAAUUGAAGUUGUUGAGCAAAUUAACGAUUAUAUGUGUUCCUUACUACCUACUGAAGUUGUUGAAUAUUUUAGCUCUGAUUCUGUUAGUAUUGUUGAUCAAGGCAACACCUCAUUCCAAGAGUUGUAUACAACAGAAUUCUUGAACACAAUAAAAUGCUCUGGCUUACCUCCACAUAGACUUGCCUUGAAAGUAGGAGUUCCUAUAAUGCUCAUGAGAAAUAUAGAUCAGGCUGCAGGACUCUGUAAUGGCACAAGACUGAGGAUCACAUUUCUUGGUAAACACUUUAUUAAAGCAAUCGCUCUCAAUGGCACAAGUCAAGGUCAAGAAGUUUUGAUCCAUCGAAUGGAUAUGAAUCCAUCAGAAUCUAAACUACCAUUCACAUUGAUAAGAAGGCAAUUUCCCAUCAUCCUAUCAUUUGCUAUGACAAUCAACAAGAGUCAAGGACCAUCAAUGACCAAUGUUGGCCUAUACCUUCCUAGACCUGUCUUCACACAUGGCCAGUUAUAUGUUGCUCUGUCAAGAGUUAGAUCUAUGGAUGGCAUCAAAAUUCUAAUACUUGAUUCAGAGAAAAAGCCAACCAACAAGACGAUGAAUGUGGUCUAUAGAGAAAUAUUUCAAAACAUUGUGUGGAGCUCAUUGUUGGGGAGAGGAAGGAUGGUACGGACACGUCAAACAGAUCCAGCCGGUAAUGGACCGCCUCAAGAGAAUGAGGCUUUUCUGAGACAAAUGAGGGAGAUGAUGACAGCGGUGGUGGAUGAAAGGUUGAGGAAGUUUGAAGAAGACUUCACAAGGAAGCACCAAGAGUUGGUCAAUCAAUAG
Messenger RNA from Neltuma alba, 4926 nucleotides. RefSeq lists its product as uncharacterized. Lineage: Eukaryota; Viridiplantae; Streptophyta; Magnoliopsida; Fabales; Fabaceae. The coding region runs from base 1 to 4926 and encodes 1641 amino acids. Gene Ontology annotation, molecular function: DNA helicase activity. The record is from RefSeq and is a predicted model, not a curated record. Gene Ontology annotation, biological process: telomere maintenance; DNA repair. The transcript is spliced from 7 exons.